GAGGCGAGCCGGCUGAGGGAGGAGGGCCGCCGCCGCCGCCGCCAUGGUGCUCGAGUCGGUGGUGGCCGACCUGCUGAACCGCUUCCUGGGCGACUACGUGGAGAACCUGAACAAGUCCCAGCUGAAGCUGGGCAUCUGGGGCGGAAAUGUUGCACUAGACAAUUUACAGAUUAAAGAAAAUGCACUGAGUGAACUGGAUGUACCUUUCAGAGUAAAGGCUGGACAAAUUGACAAGCUCACCUUGAAGAUUCCUUGGAAGAAUCUAUAUGGAGAAGCAGUAGUUGCAACUCUAGAAGGCUUGUAUCUUCUUGUCGUCCCUGGAGCAAGCAUUAAAUAUGAUGCAGAAAAAGAGGAAAAGUUCCUUCAGGCUAAUAAGCAGAAGGAGCUGUCCAGAAUUGAAGAAGCUCUACAGAAAGCAUCAGAGAAAGAUAAACCAAAGGAAGAGAAGAAAGAUACCUUUUUGGAAAAACUUGCAACACAAGUCAUCAAAAACGUGCAAGUCAAGAUCACAGGAAUCCAUAUCAAGUAUGAGGAUGAUAUCACAGAUCCCAGCAGACCCCUUUCUUUAGGACUGACCCUGGGCGAGCUGAGCUUACUGACUGCUAAUGAAAACUGGACUCCUUGCAUUCUAAACGAGGCUGCAAAAAUCAUUUAUAAGCUGCUGCGUCUCGACUCCCUCAGUUUGUACUGGAAUGUGGACAGUGAAAUGUAUUAUCGUUCUCCCCGGGAACAAAUACUGGAGCAGUUGAAAAGAGGAGUCCCUUCUGUUGGCCGAGAAUCUCCAAACUAUCAGUAUAUAUUUAGGCCGGUGUCAGCAUCUGCAAAGCUGUACAUCAAUCCUCAUGCAGAAAUGGAACUAAAAACUCCCAAGAUUGAUUGGAGCAUGGAAGUACAAAGCAUAGCUGUUGAACUGACCAAGCCUCAGUACCUUAGCAUGAUUGAUCUCCUGGAGUCCGUAGAUUACAUGGUCCGAAACGUCCCAUUCCGAAAGUACAGACCAGACUUACCACUGCAUAAGAAUGCUAGAAAAUGGUGGAAAUAUGCAAUAAAUAGUAUCCUUGAGGUUCAUAUCAGAAGAUAUUCCCGCAUGUGGUCAUGGAGUAACAUAAGGCGCCAUAGGCAGCUUUUGAAAAGUUACAAAAAUGUUUAUAAGAGCAAAUUGACGCAGACAAAAAUAUCCGAAGAAACGCAGAAACAAAUGCAGGAUUUAGAAAAGAUGCUAGAUGUUUUCAAUAUCGUUUUAGCACGACAGCAAGCACAUGUUGAGGUUAUAAGGUCAGGACAGAAGUUAUUAAGGAAGAAAUCCACCGAGGGAGAGAAAAAAGGAGGCGGUUGGUUUAGUGGACUGUGGGGUAAGAAAGAGCCGAAGAAAACAGAUGAAGAAGAGCUUUCAGUUCCUGAAACUAUCGAUGACCUCAUGACACCAGAAGAGAAGACAAAGCUUUUCACUGCCAUUGGUUAUAGUGAGAGUUCUCAUAAUCUUGCAUUGCCUAAGAAGUAUGUUGCCCACGUGGUGUCCCUGAAGCUCUUAAGUACUUCCUUUACAAUUAAAGAAGACAAAAAUGUUCCAGACACUCUUAAGAUCCAGAUUAUUGAUUUAAGCACUAAAAUAUCCCAGAGACCAGGAGCACAAGCCCUUAAGAUAGAAGCCAAGCUUGAACACUGGUACGUCACAGGCCUGAAACAGCAGAAUAUUGUGCCUUCCCUCGUUGCUUCGAUCGGAGAUGCCCAGUCGUGUCUGCUUAAAAUAGAGUUUGAAACAAAUCCUGAGGACAGCGUGGCUGAUCAGAGUGUUAUCGUGCAAUCACAGCCUGUGGAAAUUAUAUAUGAUGCAAAAACAAUCAAUGCAAUGGUGGAAUUCUUCCAGACGAACAGAGGCAUGGAUCUGGAACGCCUCACCACAGCCACCCUAUCAAAGCUGGAGGAAAUUAAAGAAAGGACUGCGACAGGGCUUACUCAUAUUAUUGAAACUCGAAAAGUUCUGGACCUGAGGAUUAAUCUUAAGCCUUCUUAUCUUGUGGUUCCACAGACGGGCUUCCACCAUGAAAAAUCCGACUUUCUUAUUCUGGACUUUGGUACUUUUCAGCUAAACAGCGUCAAUCAAGGCAACUGCCCUACUUCGAACACGUCGCUGGAAGAGAUUAUGGAUAAAGCAUAUGACAAGUUUGAUGUGGAAAUCAAGAACGUGCAGCUGCUGUUUGGCAGAUCAGGAGAAGAUUGGAAGAAGGCUCGGUUUGAGCAUCCAUCGACUCUGCAUGUGUUGCAGCCCAUGGACAUGCACAUACAGCUUGCCAAAUCCAUGGUGGAGAAGGAUAUCAGGAUGGCGAAGUUCAAAGUAUCAGGAGAGCUUCCUUUGGUUCACCUGAGAAUUUCUGACCAGAAAAUCAAGGGCGUGUUUGAACUCAUUGACAGUAUUCCCCUCCCACAGAAGCCGGCGGUUUCACCUUCAAGCACAAAAGCACCUGCCAUUCCUGUUAUUACUGAUAAAAGAAAUGGAUUUCUUGGCACAUCGCUGUUGUUAGAAGGAAUAGAAUCAGAAUCUGAUGAAGAGUACUUUGAUGCCGACGAGUGUUCCAGAUCAGUGGGAAAGAGUCCUGUUAAACGAAGAGAGUUAAAGACGGAAACUGAGGCUGUCCAAGAAGAGCUCACAGACCUUCAGCUGAAGUUCGAAAUUAGGGAGGUGAUUUUGGAACUCACCAAACAACUACAGAGAGAGGAAACCAUAGUUGUGUUCAACGUAAAGCAGCUAGGAACAGAAGCAACUGUCAGAACUUAUGACUUGAGAGCUGUGUCCUAUUUGAGGAAAAUCAGCCUGGAUUAUCAUGAAAUUCAAGGUAAAAACCAGCAACUUCAUCUGAUUAGCUCUUCGGAUAAACCUGGAUUAGAUCUCUUGAAAGUAGAAUACACCAAAGCUAAUAAAAAUGGUCCAAGAUUUCACACGGACUUUGACAACACUGAACAAACAGUUCAGGUGGCUUUCUCCUCGUUAAAUCUUCUGCUGCACACUCAAGCCCUUCUCUCUACUCUCAAUUUUCUCUCGGCUGUUAUUCCUUCAAGGGACUCAGGAGCUGCUGAUGCAGGACCAUUACCAGCACAGGAGGAAAGACAGCACACAGAUGUGAGCUUGAAGAAAGUGACAAAAACUGGCAAAGACAAGGAUGUGUUUGACUUCAAGCUGUUUGCCAAGUUGGAUGCCUUCUGUGUAAACGUCUGCAAUGAGAAGAGCAAUAUUGCUGAAAUAAAAAUCCAAGGUCUUGACUCGUCUCUGUUUCUUCAGUCCAGCCAAACCACCCUCUUUGCACGGCUGAAAGAUAUAAUUGUUACAGAUGUUGAUUCAAGGACAAUUCACAAAAAGGCUGUCUCCAUAGUUGGUGAUGAAGUCUUCAGUUUCAAUUUGGCAUUGUACCCAAACGCUACUGAGGGAGAUGCUUACACAGACAUGUCCAAGGUGGAUGGGAGAGUCUCUCUCAAAGUGGGCUGUAUUCAGAUUGUAUAUCUACAUAAAUUCCUUAUGGCGCUGCUGAACUUCCUGAACAACUUCCAGAUGGCCACGGAGGCCCUGAGUACUGCUACAGUUCAAGCAGCAGAGAAGGCCGCCACGAGCGUGAGAGACUUGGCUCAGCGGAGCUUCCGCCUUUCCGUGGAUAUCCACCUGAAGGCUCCCGUCGUCCUCAUCCCGCAGUCAUCAGUAUCUUACAAUGUGGUCGUCAUUGACCUCGGGUUGAUCCGGGUGCAGAACACAUUCAGCUUGGUAUCAGCUGAGGGCUGCUCACUGCCGCCAGUCAUGGAUAAAAUGGACGUGCAGUUGACGAAGCUGAAGAUGUCCAGGUCUUGUUUGCAGCCAGGCUUUUCGCAGCCUGACAUCCAAAUUCUGCAUCCAAUUAAUCUGAAUCUCUCCGUGAACCGCAACUUGGCUGGAACGUGGUAUCACAAAAUACCCGUGAUGGAAAUCGAAGGACAUCUAGAUAAGAUGAAUAUUAUCCUAAAUCAAGAAGAUUUGAAUGUUCUGCUUAAAGUACUGACAGAAAACCUUGCUGAAGCAGACAAAAACAUAAGCGAGGUGAAACCGAGGACGCAGAGCGAAGGCAGUUUGAAAGAAACGGUGAUAUCGCUGGGAAUUCACAAAGAGAUUCCAUCAGGAAGUAAAUUAUCGGGCACAACCAAAGAAGCCUGGCAUGAAGAUAUUACCAGCAUGUUGCUUAACUUUGAAAUCAAAGAGGUUGCAGUACAAUUAAUGAAGCAGGUGGAGAAGAAGAGCUUCCCUUUACAUACUUUAACAGUGUUGCACCUGGGAACUGAAGGCAGAAUUAAAACACACAGCGUAUCUGCUGCAGCAUACCUAAAAAGAAUCACCAUGAAGUGCCUUGAAUUUACAGACUCCAAAGGAGAUCCACUGAAUAUCAUUAAUUCUUCAGCUGAAGCUGACGAGCAUCUUCUAAAGAUGGAAUAUAUAAAGGCUGAUGAAGAGGGACCACACUUUGCAACACGGUACAGAAGUACAAAGCAAGCGCUCCAUGUGUCCUUUUCUUCUUUAGACCUCCUGCUGCACACGGAAGCCUUGCUGUCCGUCAUGAAUUUUGUCACAUACAGUGUGGCGUCCAGUGGCCCUCCAGCCCCUGAGAAGGGAACGGAAGCAAAACUGCCAGCGGAGGAGCCCAGAACUGCCAUUGCAAAGCCAGCUCCUUCUGUGGUGGCCCACGACAGUGUGUGCGACUUGAAACUCACUGCCAAACUGAAUGCCUUCAAUGUUUUGAUCUGUGAUCAGAAGAGUGAUAUUGCUGAUAUGCGAAUACAAGGCUUGGAGGCAUCUCUUUCUUCAAAGACAAAGGAGACAAGCAUUUUUGCCAGGCUUCGGGACUUUAUAGUAACAAACGUUGAUCCAAAGACAGUUCAUAAAAAGACUGUCUCCAUUGUGGGAGAUGAAGUCUUUCGGUUUGCCAUGUCCCUUUAUCCUGAUGCUACAGAGGGUGAAGCUUAUAUGGAUAUGUCCAAGGUAGAUGGUAAAAUGUCCCUGAAGGUGGGCUGCAUGCAAAUAGUUUACCUGCAUAAAUUCUUCAUGUCGCUGCUGAACUUCCUAAAUCACUUCCAAGCUGCAAAAGAAGCCCUGAGUGCAGCCACUGCCCAAGCAGCGGAAAUGGCUGCAUCCAGCAUGAAGGACUUUGCUCAGAAGAGCUUCCGCCUUUCCAUGGAUAUCAACGUGAAAGCGCCAGUUAUCGUCAUCCCUCAGUCGUCCGUCUCUUGUGACGGCUUGGUAGCAGACCUUGGUUUAAUCAGAGUUCAGAAUGAAUUUAAGCUGGUCCAUGGAGAAGAAUCUUCUCUUCCCCCUGUGAUUGACAAAAUGGAUAUCCAGCUAACGCACUUAAAGAUCUCACGGACCGUAAUUGCCAGUGGUUCUCAGCCGGAUAUUGAAAUUUUGCAGCCUGUAAAUCUGCUGUUGUCAGUCCAGAGAAAUCUCGCAGCUGCUUGGUAUCCAAAAAUCCCAGGGAUUGCAAUCAAAGGAGAUUUAAAGACUAUGCAGAUAGCUCUCAGUCAAGAUGACUUAACUCUGCUCAUGAAAAUUAUGCUGGAAAAUCUUGGUGAAGCUGCCGCCCAUUCAGGAGUUACGCAGUCAAGCACACCAGCUGGUCAGAUGUUAAAAAGGGAAAAAGUCACGGCUGAUGCUGAUGUUCAUGAAGAUACUUCCGUCACUUCAGGACAGAGAAAUAUUUGUGAACUACAGCCUGCAGAAACUGUGGCCCUUACAUUUGCAUUUGAUUUUGAAUCACUUUCCAUUGUUCUCUACAAUAUUGAUGACAAUCAGAAAUCUGUGCUUUCACUCCACAAUAAUAGUCUGCGUCUUGGAGAACUCAGGCUGCACCUUAUGAGCUCAGUAGGAAAAAUGUUUUCAAAUGGCGCUAUGGAUGUUAACCUGACGCUGAAAAAAUGUACACUGGAUGAUCUCAGAGAAGGUAUUCAGAAAGCAACCUCCAGAAUGAUAGAUAAAAAAGAUGACCAAAGCAAUAAUGUCAUGAUCGAGAUCAACUACAAGCAAGAUAAAAGUGGGAGCAACGUUGUAGCCAUCCUGGACAAACUCUAUUUGUGCGCCAGCGUGGAGUUCCUACUGACGGUAGCGGAAUUCUUCCUCAAGUCAGUGCCAGAAGCCUCCUCAGAAGGGUCUGCCCAGAUCCAGUUAAAGCAUACGACCACUGGGAAGCCAAAGCCAGAAAAAGAUGGAACUCUGCGGUCCAGCAUGAAGAUGAGAGCGUGUAUCACAGAUCCAGAAAUUGUGUUCGUUGCCAACUUGACCAAGGCUGAUGCUCCCGCCUUAGCAGCUUCCUUCCAGUGUAAUUUCAGUUUGUCUGCGAGCCCUCAGGCGCAGGAGAUGUCUGCGGAAGUGAAGAGCCUGAAAGUGCUUGCCUGCCCUUUCCUCCGAGAGAGAGGAGAAAAGAAUAUCACAACCGUUGUACAGCCGUGUUCCUUGAAAGCCACAGUGCAUACUGCAGAAGCACAGAAAGUGUCUGUGACAAUAGACGAAUUUAUUGUAAAGGUUUCACCAAUAAUUCUCAAUACUGUCGUAACGAUCAUGGCUGCCAUGAAGCCAAAGCCGAAGGAAGAAGAAUCCGGAGUGGUGGAUUGCGGGGCAGAGAGCCUUUGGGACACCAGGUCUAUUGACCAGUGCCACUAUUGGUUUCUCGGUGUUGACGUAGCCACAGAAGCAACGGAAUCAUUCCUAGGAAGCGAGCAGGCUGUGAAAACAGAGAGCUUUGAUUUCCAGAUGAAGUCUGUCCAGAUCACGUUGGAGUGUGGCUUGGGACAUCGUACCGUCCCCUUACUGUUAGUGGAGUCCACGUUGGCAGGAAGGGUGAAGAACUGGUCUUCUCUUAUGAGUGCCAGAGCUGACAUGACCUUGGAGGUUCACUACUACAAUGAAACUUACGCAGUUUGGGAGCCCCUUAUUGAGCGGGUUGAGAAGGGAAGCCGACAAUGGAACCUGAAGUUCAAAAUGAAGACUAACCCUGUGCAAGAUAAAAGUUUGUUGCCAGGAGAUGACUUCAUUAUUCUUCCUGAGCCUCAAACGUCCAUUAACAUCUCUUCAAAGGACAUCAUGAAUAUAACCGUCUCAAAGUGCUGCCUUGCGGUCUUCGAUAAUCUAGCCAAGGGGCUUUCAGAAGGAGCUGCUUCCACUUUUGACUAUUCUUUAAAAGACAGGCCUCCUUUUACUGUGAAAAACGCCUUGGGCAUUCCCAUCAAAGUUCAUACGAGCAGAAAUCUCCAGGUUGUUGGAUCCGCUUCAAGCAAAGAUAUUUAUGAUGUCGGAGUUGGUCAGAAGUUGGAAUUAGAAUACGCUGCACUGGAACCCCUGCGCAGAGGAAAGCUGUCCGUCUUCCAUCGCCAAGAGAGUUCCGUGUUCACUUUGGCCCUUGUACCUGAGGGAUACACGGAGGUGGCCAAUAUCCCCAUAGCAAAACCGGGGCGAAGGCUGCACAAUGUAAGGAAUCCUCUCUUUGACCAUUCUAACUCCGUUCUGGUACAGAUAGAUGCAGUGGAAGGAAACAAAGUUAUCACUGUGCGCUCCCCUCUGCAGAUUAAAAACCACUUCUCUGUUCCAUUUAUCAUUUACAAACUGGUUAAGAGUGUUAAACAGUUGGAACCCAUUGGUGUUUCCAAGCCAGAUGAGGAAUUCCAUGUCCCGUUAGAUUCAUACAGGUGUCACCUGUUUGUGCAGCCAGCUGGGAUCUUAAAAGGCCAAUAUAAUCCAUCCACCACUUACAUAGCGUGGAGAGAAGAACUCCAUAGGAGCAGUGAAGUCAAGUGCACACUGCAGUGCCCGUCGACUGAAAAUAACUUCCUGCCGUUAAUACUGAACACAGCUGCUGUGCCUGAUGACCUCACCUUCAUUGCAACCCAUGGGGAGAACUGGGAUCCAGCCUACAUUAUUCAUCUGUAUCCAACUCUCACCCUGAGGAAUCUUCUCCCGUACUCAUUACGGUAUCUGCUGGAGAGGACAGCAGAGGCCCGUGAGCUGCCAGAAGGGAGUACUGCUGACGUUCUUCAUUCACGAUUCAGUGGUGAAAUAGUGGAGCUGGUCCUGGUGAAAUAUCAGGGUAAAGACUGGAAUGGCCACAUUCGACUCAGUGAUGCCCUGCCAGAAUUCUUUCCUGUGUGCUUCACAUCGAACUCGGCAGAGAUGACAACAGUGGAUUUGCAUAUUCAUGUUAGGAAAGUGGGCUGCCGAGUGAUCUUGUCUGUGUUCAGUCCUUACUGGCUUAUCAACAAAACUUCCCGUGUUCUCCAGUAUCGGGCUGAAGACAUGCAUGUGAAACACCCAGCAGAAUAUAGGGAUAUCGUCUUAUUUGCCUUCAAGAAGAAAAACAUUUUCAGUAAAAAUAAGAUCCAGCUAAGCAUUUCAACGAGUACGUGGUCUAGCGGCUUCUCUCUAGAUACAGUAGGAAGUUACGGCUGUGUGAAGUGCCCAGCCAACUUCAUGGAUUUUUUGGUUGGCGUUAGCAUCAAAAUGAGCAGUUUCAAUUUGACCAGAAUAGUUACUUUGACUCCAUUCUACACCAUUGCCAACAAGUCUUCCUUUGAAUUGGUAGUAGGAGAAGUGGCUGCUGAUGGUGCUCUGCCUACUAAUAAAUGGACAUAUUUCUCAGCUUCGGAGUGUCUCCCGUUUUGGCCAGAAAACUUGUCUGGCAAGCUGUGCAUCAAAGUGAUCGGCUGCGAAAGUGUCUCCAAACCAUUCUUCUACGACAGACAAGACAACGGGACUUUGCUGAGCUUGGAAGAACUGAACGCAGGCAUUGUGGUCGAUGUGAAUGUAUCUGAUCAUUCAACGGUUAUUAACUUCGCAGACUAUCAUAAGGGAGAUGCUCCAGCUCUCAUCAUAAACCAGACGCCCUGGGUCCCUCUUAAGUACAAGCAAAGUGGGUUACAGGAGGAGAUGCAGCUAAAGCCACGUGAGGUGAAGCUGUUUGCCUGGGCAGAUCCCACCGGAACUAGAAAAAUUUCCUGGACAUAUGCACAAAAUGCUGGGGAACAUGGCCUUCUUAAGGAUGAGUGUGGCCAGUUUCCUUACAACUCUAACACCCAGAUACACUGGGUCUCUUUCUUGGAUGGACGCCAGCGGGUGCUGCUCUUUACAGAUGAUGUUGCGUUAGUUUCCAAAGCGCGGCAAGCCGAGGAGAUGGAGCAACCUGAUCAAGAAAUUAAUGUCUCGCUUCAUAGCCUUGGGCUUUCCCUGGUCAACAAUGAAAAUAAGCAAGAAAUCUCUUACAUAGGGAUUACCAGCUCGGGAGUGGUCUGGGAAUUAAAACCAAAGCAGAGGUGGAAGCCGUUUAACCAAAAACAGAUAAGCCUCUUGGAGCAGGCUUAUGAGAAACAUCUUUCCGGUGGACUUGCGGAGUCUUCUGGCUGGGUUCGAGUAGACAGCAAUCUGGAGGUAAACUUUAACAAGACACCAAUGGAAAUGCGCCUUCCCAUCAAAUGCAACAUCAAGCGAGAUUUCUUGUCUGGCAUCCAAAUUGAAUUCAAGCAAUCACCUCAUCAACGGAGCAUACGGGCCCAGUUAUACUGGCUGCAGGUUGAUAACCAGUUGCCCGGUUCCAUGUUUCCUGUUGUAUUUCAUCCUGUAGCUCCUCCCAAAUCCAUAGCAUUGGACUCAGAACCCAAACCAUUCAUUGAUGUUAGUAUCAUCACUAGAUUCAAUGAGUACAGUAAAGUGUUGCAAUUCAAAUAUUUCAUGGUUCUCAUCCAAGAGAUGGCGUUGAAAAUAGAUCAAGGAUUUUUAGGAGCUAUAAUUGAACUUGCCACUCCGUCGACAGACCCAGAAGCUGAAAGACAAAGGACAAAGUUAAUUCAAAAGGAUACAGAUGCUCUUAAUACAGAGUUGAUGGAGUCGUCCACGACUGAUGCGUCCACUCUUGGCUUCUUUGAGCACUUCCAUAUUUCUCCUGUGAAGCUACAUUUGAGCCUUUCUUUGGGAGCUGGUGGGAAAGAAUCUGAUAAAGAAAAAGAGGAAAUGAUUGCAAUCCAUUCAGUUAAUCUGCUGUUGAAGAGCAUUGGGGCCACUCUAACAGACGUGGAUGAUCUUAUAUUCAAACUGGCUUUCUUUGAAACCAAGUACCAGUUUUACAGAAGAGAUCAGUUGAUGUGGAGAGUUAUUACACAUUACAGCGAACAAUUCCUGAAGCAGAUGUACGUCCUGGUGCUGGGCCUCGAUGUCCUAGGAAAUCCCUUUGGCCUAAUCCGAGGCUUGUCAGAGGGCGUGGAAGCGUUUUUCUAUGAGCCAUUCCAGGGAGCUGUCCAAGGACCUGAAGAAUUUGCUGAGGGUUUUGUGAUUGGUGUCAGAAGUCUGCUUGGUCACACAGUCGGUGGAGCGGCAGGUGUGGUAUCUCGGAUCACUGGCUCUGUUGGUAAAGGUCUGGCUGCCAUCACCAUGGACAAGGAAUAUCAGCAGAAGAGGAGAGAGGAGAUGGGCCGUCAGCCGAAAGACUUCGGGGACAGUCUCGCCAAGGGAGGAAAAGGCUUCCUAAGAGGGGUCGUUGGGGGAGUGACUGGGAUAGUCACGAAACCUGUGGAAGGUGCCAAAAAGGAAGGUGCAGCUGGCUUCUUCAAAGGCAUUGGGAAGGGGCUGGUUGGCGUGGUGGCUCGCCCCACAGGAGGCAUCAUCGACAUGGCCAGCAGUACGUUCCAAGGGAUCCAGAGGGUGGCAGAAUCUACUGAAGAAGUGGGAAAUCUCCGCCCCCCCCGUCUUAUUCGUGAAGAUGGCAUCAUUCGACCCUAUGACAGAAGUGAAGCCGAGGGAUAUGACUUAUUUGAGAAUUCUCAUAUCAAGAAGCUGGAAGGAGAGAGCUUCCGGUCCCACUGUGCCUUCCCAGGAAACAAGAAGGCACACCUUGUAAUUACUAACAGGAGGGUGUUGUGCAUCAAGGAGGUGGAGAUCCUUGGGCAUGUAACAACAGACUGGGAUUGUUUAUAUGAAGACUUUACUCGCCAACCUGCUGUGGUUGAAACUACACUACAAAUCUUUGUUAAAGAUCACGGACUCUUAAAGUUCCACAAAAAAGACAGCCCAGGACAAGAGAUGCUAAGGAAAAUCCAGUUCAGCAAUGCAGAGGCAGCAAAGAGGGUUUGCCGCGCCAUCGAUGAAGCACAAGCAACACGGCAGCAGCAGAAGCUGGUGAAACAAGCCUCUCUCAAGCUGGGCAGGCCCCAGGGCCCUCCUUAGCUGGCGCUGUUCAUUGGGAUGGCCUGCCCGGGUGGGGGGUGGGGGGGUUCCAGAAACCAGGGGGAUGGGCAGGCCUGCAAAGUGUGGCUCUGCCUCCCCACCCCCAGCAAGUUGGACCCACCUGUACCUCUCAAGAAACUGCGGCUAUGCCAUGUUGAAAAUCUUGGGGUAUUAUAGUUUUCUGCAACAAAAAUAUAAGAGAUGGACGACUGAACUGGCUCCUGCUUUAUGUUCAUCAUUACUAAAAAGUGACCAAAACAUUUUAAUUUUUGUUACAGUGGGCAAUAAAUGUAACACAAGCAUAUCAAGUACACAAACAAAACUGCCCCCUAGAAUCUUGUUUAGUGUGUCCUGGUAUAUAUUUUAUAAUGUUGAAGAUUGCUUCUUUUAGUACAGGGUUUUUUUCCUCCCCCCCCCUCCCCCACCGUCCUUUUAUCUUUCAUCAGAAGACGUUGCACUUUGAAUGUGUAUUUUGAAUUUAAAAUGUUAUCUUUCAAGCUUAUAUGAACUCUGGUUACUCUAGAAAUGAAGGCAUUGCUUGAAAAAUGUGCUGUGCUGCUUUCUCCGGGUUUGCAGGAGGAUGAGAUUUCUUAUUUUGCUACUGAUGAGAAAAUCAGUUAAUCUGACUGUAUUUGCACAAUGGGAAGCUGACGCACGAACUGGCUUUCCUACACUAAGCCAUGGUACCCUGUUCAUGUUGGUCAAUAAGCACACUUUAAGAGACACUGAUACUGGAUGAACUCUUGGUUUUAAAAAACCUUUGGCUGGAAGGUGGCUGGCACAAUGCUUUGCAGCAGGUGUACUAGCUCAGACAGGCUCAGGGACACAACAGCGUAUGUGGAAUUGCUGGACUCGGAUUAAUCUGUUCAGUUUAACUGUCUUGUAAACUAAACAAGUCGGGGGAGGGGUUAAAAUCAUGUUCACUGAGGAAGCGCCUCGGAAUCCUCUGACCGAGCGCAUUUCAGCAAGGCACAUUUGCUGGGGGUGGGGGGUGGAUCUGUGCUUUAGCUCACUGCUUUGUUGACAAGAAGUUUCGUACUUUGGAAAUGGGGUGUUAUAAAGUGAGUCCUCUUCACAGACCAGAUACCCAAUCAAGUAGUCCUGCUGCCAGACUUCUGCUUUACAAAUGAAGGGGGUCUCUAUUUAAAAUUCAGUAUUUCACAAGUGUUUUAAUGCUCCCUCCCUUGGUGAUAUUAAAAGGCUUAUUUGCCUUUGCAAAUAUUUUGAUGUAUGGAUUUUUUUUUUAAUACGCACAUUUCACCUUUGGUAGUUCAGCCGUAGGCUAGGCAUCAGCGUGCUACCCAAUUGCUAACUACAUUGAAUGCAUUAAUUCUUUUCAAUGUACUCAGCCUUAAUUCCCAAAGAAAAAGUCUAAUAAUCAAAAUUGCAAAGCGAUAUAAAUGUGGAUCUGGUGUUUUGCAAUUCUAUACUGAAUCAAGAGAAACAGAGUUUUGUUUAUCUUGGCAAAAGCCACUUCCCAGAGCUGAGAAUUGUACUGCCAAAUACUGAUUUUUUUUAAAAAAGGAAGAAAAGAAAAAUUGCUUUUUGUUGUGAUGUUUUUAGCAUACCUUUCUGCAUAAUGUUACACACUUACCUAGACAAGUCAGAGAUGCAACAAGGCAUUAUGUCUUGCUCAUUGGUUAGCAGAUGGAAGACCUCGUACUCAGUUCAGUAACCAUCUUUGGGUAAGCGCUAUAUAAUGUUUGUAUUUUCUUCGUUUCCAUCACUGUGUAUACAGUACUACUGCCAAAUAAAUGAUUUUAUAUGCA
This is a messenger RNA of Eublepharis macularius, 12975 nucleotides long. RefSeq names its product vacuolar protein sorting 13 homolog C (gene VPS13C). Lineage: Eukaryota; Metazoa; Chordata; Lepidosauria; Squamata; Eublepharidae. Gene Ontology annotation, biological process: protein retention in Golgi apparatus; mitochondrion organization; protein targeting to vacuole. The coding region runs from base 44 to 11206 and encodes 3720 amino acids. The record is from RefSeq and is a predicted model, not a curated record. The transcript has 83 exons. Gene Ontology annotation, cellular component: extrinsic component of membrane.